UGGAAAAAGCAAAAGAGUUACACUGUGCUCUUUUCAUCUUCCCAUGUUUUCUUAGUCUUCUUAGUCUUCUCCAACUUCAUUAAGGCUUUGAGGGUUCAUCAGUGGCUAUACAAUAAUGAGUUUCAUGAUCAAGUAGGAUCAAGUAGUGCGUCGUUGAGAAAGAGCCUGAAGAGCACUAAUGGGAAAGAAGAAGAAGAAUAUGAAACUUGUUUCAGACGCUAAUACCCUAAUCGAUUUGGUGUUCUCUUGGUCUAUUGGAGAUGUUCUCAACGAAAACUUUUACAUAAAUCAGGUGCAGAGGAUCCCCAACACAUUUGACACAGUGUCGAGCUACAAGCAAUCAUUCAUGCCUUCCCUUGUUGAGGAAACUCAUGCUGAUUUACGAUCGAGUAUGUUGAGUCUGUCACAUGCCCCUACUUGUGAAAUUCUGACAAUGGAAGAUUCCGAUAAACCUCCUGAUGACUUGUUUUACGAUGUAACGUAUCAUAGAGAUACAGAAACCGAUGAAGAUCACAUAGAAUUGAUGUAUGUGCCACAGGUUGGAGAUAUCAUCGCCUUGACAAAUGUUAGACCAAAAGGCAUUCAUGAUUUGAAUAGUCCUCCAAGGUUCUAUCAUAUCGCUUAUGUUGCUAAAGCAAAUGAUAUUGAUGAAUUUCCUGAUCUCCUCCAGUUCCAAAUUUUAUCAUCGAAGCCUAUCGACUGUGAAGAACUAGACCUGAGUAAAAGGAAGAGAGAAACACUUUUUGCAGUCUAUCUUAUGAACUUGAUGACAAAUGUCCGUGUAUGGAAAGCUUUGAACUCUGAAGAGGGGAAUACAAGAAUCAUUAACAAAGUUCUGCAACCCAAGUCAGAUGAUGGCGACUCUUGUUUAGUUUGCCUCUCCGAGGGAAGAUCUUACACCGACAUUUCUUCUAUAUGGUCUACAAUUCGCUCACAAAAUCUAAAUGAAUCCCAGGAAGCUGCAGUUUUGAACUGUAUCAGCUUGAGUCAAUGCCAUCACCAGAAUUCCGUUAAAUUAAUAUGGGGUCCUCCUGGUACUGGCAAGACGAAGACAAUGAGUCUGACACUCUUUGCUCUCUUUCAGUUAAAGUGCAGAACUCUCACAUGUGCUCCCACAAAUAUUGCCGUCCUAGAAGUCGCAGCAAGGCUCCGGAGAUUGGUUAAUCAGUCACUCGAGCAUAGCAGGUAUGGACUAGGAGAUAUAGUUCUCUUUGGUAAUAAGAAGCGGAUGAAGAUUAACGAUAAUAAUGAGAUUCGUGACAUAUUUCUUGACCAUCGUGUGAAAAUCCUCAUCAAGUGUAUGGCCCCUUUAUCUGGAUGGAAACAUGUGUUAUCAUCAAUGAUAAAUCUGCUUGAUGAUCCAGAGGAACAAUAUUCUUUGUAUUUGGCAAAGAAAGCUGAAGAGCAAAAACAGAAUGCAGAAAAAAAUGAGGAAAAUGAUCAAAAUAUGGAUUAUCCUUUGACAUUUGAGGAGUUUGUGAAGACUAAAUUUGGUUCUAUCAGUCAGGAGCUGAAGACUUGUAUGGUAGGUUUGUACACCCACUUACCAACUUCUUGUAUAUCACUCACAGUGGUGAGGGACAUGGUAAGAGCUUCGGGUUUGCUCAAUUCUAUUAAAUCUUCAUUGCAAACUAUUAGUUCUGGUAAUGAAGGAUUGAAGUUACGUCUCAAUGAUAUCAAAGUUCGAGGAAGCACUGUUGGUUGCCUUGCGCAGCUGAGAGCAAAGUGUACAACGACACUGAAGGCGCUUCCAAUGGCAUUCUCUGCUCCUAAUAUGGAAUAUUCAUUAAGGAAUUUCUGCCUAGAAAAUGCUUGCUUGAUAUUCUGUACUGCCUCAACUUCUUCCAAGUUGCAUAUUGUAGCACAACAGGCACCAUUAGAUUUGUUGGUCAUUGAUGAGGCUGCUCAGCUAAAAGAAUGUGAGUCAGCAAUUCCCUUACAAAUAUCUGGUGUCCGCCAUGCUAUCCUUGUAGGAGAUGAGAGGCAACUCCCUGCCAUGGUUAAAAGCGAGAUUGCGGCAACCGCUGGUUUCGGAAGAAGUUUGUUUGAAAGGCUGGCAAAGUUGGGACACAAGAAGCACCUACUCAAUGUUCAGUACAGGAUGCAUCCAUCCAUCAGUAUAUUUCCGAAAACAGAGUUCUAUGACAACCAUGUAGUAGAUGGUCCAAAUGUCCUAGAAAGUAGUUACAAGAGGUGCUUCCUCAAGGGGAAUAUGUACCAAUCCUAUUCCUUCAUAAAUGUAGCCCAUGGAAAAGAAGAGUUUGAUCACAGAUAUAGCCGGAAAAAUAUGGUGGAGGUUGCUGUAGUCUCUGAGAUAGUAGCAAGCCUGUAUAAAGAAUUCAUUGGAACAAAGAAGAAAGUUAGUAUUGGGGUCAUAUCACCAUACAAAGCUCAAGUUUAUGUUAUUCAAAAGAUACUCGCAAAAUAUACUAAAACUUGUUCCAAUACUGGUUUCUCCGUAAGUGUGCGAUCUGUUGAUGGGUUCCAAGGUGGUGAAGAAGAUGUGAUAAUUAUAUCUACUGUCCGAUGCAAUGGGAACGGGUCAGUUGGUUUCUUGUCAAACCGGCAAAGAGCAAAUGUUGCACUAACACGCGCCAGGUACUGCCUUUGGAUAUUGGGGAAUGCGUCAACUUUGAAUGCUAGUGACUCUGUUUGGAAGAAGCUGGUCCUUGAUGCCAAGAAACGUAACUGUUUUUAUAAUGCUGAUGAAGACAGCAACUUGGCUCAGGCUAUUACAACUGCCCUGCUUAAGCUUGAGCAGGUUCAUUCUCUGCUUAAUAUCGACUCUAUGCUGUUCAAAAACGCUAUAUGGAAGGUUUGCUUCACUUGUGAGUUUUUGAACUCCAUCAAAAAAAUUAAAGAUACUGUGGUUCUUCGGGAAGUGCUUGCAUUGUUAACCAAACUAGCAAAUGGAUGGCGCCAACCUCACAAAGAUAAAAGAAAUGAUGGAACUUCUGCUCAACUGUUAGAAAAGUAUAAAAUCAAAGGACACUUGAAUCUCAUUUGGACUGUAGAUAUUCUCCAGGAGAACGUGCAUUAUGUCCAAGUUAUAAAGUUCUGGGAUAUUUUACCAUUUUCUCAUUUACCAAAACUGGAAAAGCAUCUGGACAUUGUUUUUGGAAAAUUUUCGGCAGAUAAGAUGAACCGCUGCAAGAAGAAAUGCAUUGACAGGGAUCUUUGUUUUCCAAUGAGAUGGUCGGUGGUUAGAAAUCUCCCUGAUCAUGAGGAGCUCCUUUCAAAGCCAUUAUCUUCUCUCAGUAUAACAAAUCAUCAAAAAGCAUCAAUUUCGACAUAUGGGGAGACAGAGAAAGCAGCAAGACCAAUUAUCCGUGUAAAGAGCAAAGUUAGUCAGAAAGAAAGAAAGUUAUGGAAAAUAAAGGCUGAAGACGGAGUGAAGGAUUUCAGCACUUGCAUUGAAGCAGAUCGUAUGGAGUUCUUGUCAAAACCAUUGUCAUCACUGAGUCUAGCAGAUAAGCCAGAAGCAUCGAUCUCCAGUCACAUGGAAGAUGCAGAAAGAUACCGUAACAAAAGCAUAUCAAAAAGCAUUGUGAAACAAAAGAGUUCAUCAUCAAAACCAAGAUUUUUAAAUGUUGGAGAGCCUAGUCCACAAAACACCGAGCUUUUUGAACACCAGGAAACAUCAUCAAGCCAGCAUCAAGCCGACGGAGUGAAAGACCAAAAAUCAGGCGAGGUGAAUCAAUUUUAUUUAAGGGCAAAUGAGGCUCAUCACCAUUCGGGUGGAUAUGCAUGGAGGAGGGUAGACCAGCGAAAAGAGUUGAUUGGAGCUGGCAUGGAGGAUGAUGCCUUUUCUGUUGUUGAGCCAACUGGAGACAAAAAGAAGUCGAGAAGAAACCGAAAAGGGUCCGGUUUAAAGGCACCAGGCUCUAAACAAUCCACCCAAAGAAACAAGAUGAAGAUCUCAGCCAAAUGUGGCUGUAUUACAGAAUUGUCUAGUCAGCCAGUAUCAUUUGUAUCAAGUGAAGCGAUGCAAUCAGAGACUGAGAUCAAAACUCUUGCAACAAUAGACAUCAGUGCUAAGAAUGAAGGUGCUGAUGGUUCUGUGUUCGAGUUGAUUGGAGCUGGCAUGGAGGAUGAUGUCUUUUGUGUUGUUGAGCCAACUGGAGACAAAAAGAAGUCGAGAAGAAACCGAAAAGGGUCUGGUUUAACGACACCAGGCUCUAAACAAUCCACCCAAAGAAACAAGAUGAAGAUCUCAGCCAAAUGUGGCCGUAUUACAGAAUUUUCUAGUCAGCCAGUAUCAUUUGUAUCAAGUGAAGCGAUGCAAUCAGAGACUGAGAUCAAAACUCUUGCAACAAUAGACAUCAAUGCUAAGAAUGAAGGUGCUGAUGGUUCUGCGUUCGAGUUGAUUGGAGCUGGUAUGGAGGAUGAUGCUUCUUCUGUUGUUGAGCCAACUAGAGACAAAAAGAAGACAAGAAAAAACAGAAAAGGACCUGGUUUAAAGGCACCAAGCUCUAAACAAUCCACCCAAAGAAACAAGAUGAAGAUCUCAGCUAAAUGUGGCUGUAUUACAGAAUUUGCUAAUAAGCCAGUGUCAUUUGUAUCAGGUGGCGUGAUGCAAUCAGAGACUGAGAUCAAAACUCUUUCAAGAAUAGACACUAGUGCUAAAAAUGAAGGUGUUGUUGGUUCUGCAUUCGAGUCACACACCAAGAGUUUCGGAUCAAAGAUGUUGGCUAAGAUGAGUUUUAUUAAAGGUGGUGGAUUGGGGAAAGACGGACAAGGUAGAGCAGGGCCUGUUGUAGUGGUACAACGUCCUAAAUCACUUGGAUUGGGGAUCAUUCUUAUGGAGUAGCACUUCCGGCUAACUAUAUGGUGUUUGACUGUUCGUGAAUUACAUUGUCCGUAUCUCUAUAUUGUAAUCAUGGAAUUGAGGCUCCAACCGAUAAAAUAGAGCUCUCCUAUUAUGACUAGGAAACUGUGCUCUUCGUUUUCUGUUGAGCCUUUAAUGAUGUUUGAGCAUUAAAAUAUGUAUCUAAUAUAUUUGUUGUGCAU
This is a messenger RNA of Argentina anserina (silverweed cinquefoil), 5010 nucleotides long. RefSeq lists its product as uncharacterized. The transcript is spliced from 13 exons. Gene Ontology annotation, molecular function: helicase activity; nucleic acid binding. The coding region runs from base 179 to 4810 and encodes 1543 amino acids. NCBI's taxonomy places the organism in Eukaryota, Viridiplantae, Streptophyta, Magnoliopsida, Rosales, Rosaceae. The record is from RefSeq and is a predicted model, not a curated record.